This is a messenger RNA of Necator americanus (New World hookworm), 471 nucleotides long. RefSeq lists its product as uncharacterized. Lineage: Eukaryota; Metazoa; Nematoda; Chromadorea; Rhabditida; Ancylostomatidae. The record is from RefSeq and is a predicted model, not a curated record. The transcript has a single exon. The coding region runs from base 1 to 471 and encodes 156 amino acids.
AUGGAGUGGAUUAUCCUGGACCGACUCAUUAAACAUCGCAAAGAAAAAACGAGCGACGAGCAAGCUGGCUUUCGUCCCUGCCGAUCUACGACUGACCAGGCAUUCAUCGUCUGGAGAGUGAUCGAAAUCUGGCAGCGCUAUUCGAAGCCAAUGCAAUUAGCGUUUCUGGACUUCGAAACCGCGUUCGACUCUCCUCACCGAAGCCGUCUUCUCAACGCGCUCCGCGCAGAUGGAGUACCAGGAAAGUUCGUUCGCUUGCUUGAUGACAUGAAUCAACGCACAACUGCUGCAGUUCGAACAGCAGCCAGAUAUAUAACACCGUUUGAGCUGGUAACUGGAGUAAUUCAAGUGGUAGUAGCAGGACCUUUCCAGUUCAAUUUCGCCACCGACGUCAUUAUGCGAAGAGCAGUUGAUCAUUGUCCUGCCGAUAUCAUUCUGGCACCAUCAGAACCCACGGAUCUCCCUCACUAG